Molecule: messenger RNA, 1532 nt
Organism: Aethina tumida (small hive beetle)
Lineage: Eukaryota; Metazoa; Arthropoda; Insecta; Coleoptera; Nitidulidae
Gene: gammaSnap1
Product: gamma-soluble NSF attachment protein
Exons: 8
Coding region: 72-1070 (332 amino acids)
Biological process (GO): intracellular protein transport
Cellular component (GO): vacuolar membrane; SNARE complex
Molecular function (GO): soluble NSF attachment protein activity; syntaxin binding
Source: RefSeq, a predicted model, not a curated record
UGACCUCGAUUUAUGCCCCUCCCACAAAUGCAGAUACUGUCAAAAUCAUCUGUCUAUUAUAUUUCUUGAAGAUGUCCGGAAAUAAAAAAAUUGAAGAAGGUUUAGAACAUAUAAGGAAUGCUGAGAAAAGCUUGAAAACAAGUCUUUUGAAAUGGCGACCUGAUUAUGACAAUGCGGCAGACGAAUAUAAUAAAGCAGCAACAUGCUUCCGGAAUGCAAAAUCCUAUGAUCAGUGCAAGGACUGUUUGUUAAAGGCUGUUGAGUGCCAUAAACAAAAUAGAGCUUUAUUUUAUGCGGCAAGAGCUCUGGAUCAAAUUAUUCUGAUUUGCAAGGAAAUGGGAAAUUUCAGAGAAAUAUAUCAACACGCAGAAGCUGCUGCUAAUAUGUAUCAGACUCAUGGAAGCGGAGAGUCUGCUGCAUCAUCUUUGGACAAGGCAGCUAAAAUUCUAGAAUCACACAACCCAGAGGAGGCUUUGAAAUUAUACCAACAUGCUGCAGAUAUUGCAAUUGUUCAAGAUAGUUCCAGACAAGCUGCAGAAUAUGUCAGUAAACUCGCACGAAUCUAUGUUAAAAUGCAACAAUAUGACUUGGCAGCAGAUGCUAUUAGACGUGAGCUAGGAUUACAUCAAGAAAAUGAAUCUUAUCAAGCUACUGGAAGGCUUGUAGUAGCAUUAGUUUUAGUUCAACUAGCAAGGGGAGAUGUAGUGGCAGCUGAAAAAGCUUUCAAGGAAUGGGGAAAUUACUGUGAAGGUCCAGAGGUUCAAACAUUGGAGACACUUCUGCAGGCAUAUGAUGAGGAGGAUCCAGAGAACGCUAAGAGAGCAUUAAACAGUCCAUUCAUAAAACACAUGGAUGUUGAAUAUGCUAUUCUUGCAAGGGACAUGCCAUUACCUCAGGGCAUAAUAGUUCCUCAAAAAGUUACAGUCAGGGAAAAUGCUGCACCAUCAUACGUUUCGCCGAAUUCUCAAUCGUUACAAAAGGAGGACUCUGUGGAGGGUAAAAUGGAUAGUCAGCCCCCAACUACAAAGGAACCCAGUGACGACGAACUUGAAGAAGGAGGAUUAUGCUAAAAAUUCAAUGGAUAACUCCUAUCAACCUUUUAUUUAUAGCUUUAAAAUUAAUUUAUUUAAUCUAUAUGUAUGUAUAUAUCGAUUUUAUAUAUAGCAUUCCUUAAAAACCACAGUUCAAAUCGGAUAUAGCAAUAUUUUUAAUGGUAUCUUUUAAUGUUAAUGCCAUAUUCUCUAUAUAAUUAUUACUAAGUUGUGAAACUGCUAUACUAUAACUAUACUAAAUAAUAUAUGACGCACUAUUUUUUAAAACUCAUCAGUGGCCUAAUCGAAGCAAAUAGAUAUUGCUAUACCUGCAUUACACAGAGUUUUAUUUACUGAAUAUUUGCAACUUGGUGACUAAUUUGUAGGCAAUAUGUUUUUGUGAUUUUAAACAUUUAAUUUUAUUUAAAUGUUGUUAUUUAAACAUUCAAUAAUGCAAAUGUAUGUAAAUGUAAACUUAAAUAAAAAAUUAGAUGAGCCAUG